This is a messenger RNA of Melozone crissalis (California towhee), 1281 nucleotides long. It is a transcript of the gene EPCAM, whose product is annotated as epithelial cell adhesion molecule. The coding region runs from base 1 to 924 and encodes 307 amino acids. Gene Ontology annotation, cellular component: membrane; bicellular tight junction. Lineage: Eukaryota; Metazoa; Chordata; Aves; Passeriformes; Passerellidae. The record is from RefSeq and is a predicted model, not a curated record. The transcript is spliced from 9 exons. Gene Ontology annotation, molecular function: cadherin binding involved in cell-cell adhesion.
AUGAAGCUGCUCUGCGGGGCCGCGCUGCUGCUGCUCUGCCUCGCCACCACCGCCGCCCAGACGUGCGUGUGCGAGAAGAACAAGCGCGUCACCGACUGCAGGACGGACAGCAGCGGCCGGUGUAUCUGCCAAGCCAUCGGCUCCGGAGCCACCGUGGAUUGCUCCACCCUGACUUCGAAAUGCCUGCUGAUGAAAGCAGAAGUGAUGGGCUCCAAGUCGGGUCGUCGUGAGAAACCCAAAGAUGCGUUUGAAGAUACCGAUGGUCUCUACGAUCCCGAGUGUGAAAACAGUGGCGCUUUCAAGGCGAAGCAGUGCAAUGGAACCACCUGUUGGUGUGUGAACACGGCUGGAGUUAGGAGAACUGACAAACACGAUGCAGACCUGAAGUGCAAUCAAUUAGUCAGAACGAUGUGGAUCAUCAUUGAAAUGAGACAUGCUGAGAGAAAUACUCCUCUGAACGCUGAAUCUUUAAAGAAGUUUUUCACGGACACCAUCACCAGUCGUUACCAGCUGGAUGGCCGCUACAUAGCCAAUGUUCUGUAUGAAAACCCUUUAAUUACUAUUGAUUUGAAGCAAAACGCCUCACAGAAAUUAGCUGGAGAUGUGGAUAUAGCUGAUGUGGCCUACUACUUUGAGAAAGAUGUGAAAGGUCAGUCCAUCUUUCAUAAUAAUGCUGGGAUAAAUGUCAGCAUUGACAACGAGCCGGUGAAGCUUGAGAAGACAGUGGUCUACUACGUUGAUGAAAUAGCACCAGAGUUCUCCAUGAAGUCCCUGACCCCCGGCGUCAUUGCUGUCAUUGUGGUGGUACUGGUAGCAAUAGUGGCUGCAAUUGUUGUCCUGGUCCUGACAAGGAGGAGGAAAGGGAAGUACGUGAAAGCUGAGGUGAAGGAAAUGAACGAAAUGCAUAGAGGACUGAAUGCUUAACUAAAUCAACUGAAGGUAAACCAGAUUACAAGAAAGAAGACAACAAAAACGUUAGAGGCAUGAAUCUUAAUUUCCUCUUGAAAGGGAGGCAAUUGUGCUCACUUAAUGAUUGUUAAAACUCUUUAACAGCCAAGGCUGGUAACCAUUCAGCUACUUCUACUAUUUGUUGAGAGUUAAAUGCUCCAUCUCACUCAAGUAAAACUUAACUGUUGCUCCCUGAUUUUAUUUUUUUUAUGAUGAUGAAACGAGUUAACAACUGCUGUUACUAGGGUUUUGGAGCAUACAUGCCUAAAUGGUUAUUUUACCCUUUUGGGAGUUAUAUUGAAAGUAAUGAUUUUGUAGCCAUGUUGUAAUGAG